AUGUUUCCUCCGUUCGAUUAUUUCACAUAUCGUCGCAUCCGCGACUCGAAGAGACAAGCACGGGCGAACCGUAUUGCCUCGCUUCCGCCAGGCUACCAUGCCCCAUUCACAGCUUUUGACAAGUCGGUGAUCAACAAAUCAAUCGAGGAACUGGUGCAAGAUGUCCAGGCCGAUUCGGUUUCUGCCGUCGAUGUUCUCCGCACGUACGGCAAGGUCGCUAUCAAGGCUCACGAGAAGACUAACUGUGUAACGGAACUUCUUGUUCCGGAAGCGGAGAAGUGGGCAGAGGAGGAGGUGAAUCUGGAGGGGCCGUUGGCUGGUGUGCCUGUUUCUUUGAAGGAUACGGUUAUGGUUAAAGGAUUUGAGACCUCGGUUGGGUAUACUAAGUUCUGUGGGCAGCCGGAGAAGGAGGAUGGUGCUAUGAUUAAGUUGCUUAAGGAUGCGGGCGCCGUUCCUUACGCGAAAACCGCACUGCCGGCAACCCUUCUGUCAUUUGAGUCUGCGAACGCUCUCUGGGGAACUUGCAAGAACCCUCACGUUCCCGCAUAUAGCCCAGGAGGCUCUACCGGUGGAGAGGCGGCUUUACUCGCCCUGGGAGGUCGCAUCGGUAUCGGUACUGAUGUUGCUGGCUCCGUCCGUGUCCCUGCUGCUUGGAGUGGUAUCUAUUCCCUGCGUUGCAGUACUGGUCGCUGGCCCAAGUCCGGUGGUAGGACGAGUAUGCCGGGACAGGAAGGAGUCCCUGCUGUUUAUAGUCCUAUGGCACGCACGUUGAAUGAUCUGGCAUACUUUGCGCGGUCCAUAAUUGGGUUGCAGCCGUGGAAGUAUGACUACACAGUCCAUCCGAUUGCCUGGAGAGACGAAGAAGAGAAUGAAGCCAGAAGUAAGAAGCUGCGCAUUGGUGUGAUGUCGAACGAUGGUGUCGUUCCCCCAAGCCCAGCAAUUGAGCGCACCCUCUCGACCACUAUCGCCGCUCUCACCGCAGCUGGUCACACGGUUGUUGAGAUCACACCACCUGAGACUGCUGACACAUUUACCGGCUUCAACCUCGCUUCCCAGCUGCUCAACUCUGACGGCUGUGCCACAUUCAACUCCUUUUUCCACAGCUUCGAGCCUUCCGAUCCAGGUGCUGACCAACUAUCCCGAAUUGCCAACCUCCCCCGUGCCCUCCGUUAUCUAUACUACCUCUACGUCCGGUACAUCAAGCGCGACGUGAAAUGGGCCACCUUGAUUCAAUCCUUCAGUCCAAAGUCCGCUGCGGAGAAUUGGAAGCUUGUCUACCAGCGUGAAACGUACCGUGCCACCUGGCACGCCUGGUGGGAUGCCGAACCUCAGCAAUACGAUUUCAUCCUAUGCCCCGCCAACGCUACUCCGGCACUUCCUCACAGGGCUAUGCGCGAUGCCGUUUCGUCGUGUGGCUAUACUUUCCUCUGGAACUUACUUGAUUACUCCGCGGGCGUAAUCCCAGUAUCCCACGUGGAUGCCGUGAAAGACGCCCUUGUCGCUCCGUACAAGACGAUACUAAAGCGCCUCGGAUCUAACCAUGCUAUUGCGCAGGGUGCAUGGAUGCACUACGAUGCGGCCAAGAUGGCGGGUCUCCCUACUGCAGUCCAGAUUGUUGGGAGAAGAUGGCAGGAAGAGAAGGUGUUGGGAUACAUGGCUGCGGUGGAGCAGGCAUUGGAGGAGUACCGUGAUCCCCAAACCGGAGAAGGCGGGAAAUAUACCUUGCUUGAGAUUGAUUGA
Molecule: messenger RNA, 1740 nt
Organism: Aspergillus chevalieri
Lineage: Eukaryota; Fungi; Ascomycota; Eurotiomycetes; Eurotiales; Aspergillaceae
Product: putative acetamidase
Exons: 4
Coding region: 1-1740 (579 amino acids)
Source: RefSeq, a predicted model, not a curated record